AUGACUACCUCCAUGACAAAACUGCAGGAGCUCUACAACCAGCAGGGCUUUCUCUCAGCGCUGCCUGUAUUGAAUGAGACUGAGCUGAGGGAGGCCAAGCAUGCCUUUUCUGAGCUGGAAAAAGAGUUUGGUGAAGAAUACACUCAGUACAGCCUCCACAAUGUUCACCUUCAGUAUCCAUGGGUGAGGAGCCUGACCAAACACCCUCACAUCUUAAAAGUGGUCAAAGCUGUCCUGGGCCCUGAUAUCAUCCUGCUGGACUCCCGCUUCAUCUGCAAAUACCCAACACUUAAAUCUGACAUACAGGAGAAUGAAGAGGGACAAACCAAAACUGAUAGGAAUGUGGCAGAGAAUGCACUUCCAUAUGUGGCCUGGCAUCAGGAUAUGAGGUAUUGGGGUAUUGCUGGUGGACCUGUUCUCUCUGUGUGGCUUGCUUUAGAUGACUCACUGAAAGAGAACGGAGCCCUUCAAGUCAUCCCAGGCAGCCACUGCGCUGGCAUGUUGCCCCAUCAUCUAGCCACUCGUCCUGGAAACAUGCUGUCAGUCAAUCAGGAGAUCCCAGAGGAGCUAGUGCAGACUGACGAAGCUGUGUUUUGCCCUCUGUUAGCUGGGCAGAUGUCUAUUCAUGAUGGACUCCUGGUCCAUGCCAGUGAUGCCAACACAUCCCAGAUGAGGCGUUGUGGGUUUGUGAUCCGUUAUGUUCCCACCUGUGCAUAUCCCACACAGGAUCCUGAUCGUCCCAGGAAGUUUGAUGCAACAAUGUUGGUCUGUGGAAAAGAUCACUUCAAUCAUUUCACCAACAAAACCACAGGAAUACUUCCUUGAUUCUUCCUACUUACAAGAACAGCUACUUGUACACAGGAAGCUCACAUGUCUAUUCUAUGUUUAUGAAUAAUAUAUUUUACCAAAAAUAAGGACAGGUUUCAAUGACA
Messenger RNA from Micropterus dolomieu (smallmouth bass), 932 nucleotides. RefSeq lists its product as uncharacterized. The transcript has 6 exons. Gene Ontology annotation, molecular function: phytanoyl-CoA dioxygenase activity. Bases 1 to 825 code for a protein of 274 amino acids. The record is from RefSeq and is a predicted model, not a curated record. Lineage: Eukaryota; Metazoa; Chordata; Actinopteri; Centrarchiformes; Centrarchidae. Gene Ontology annotation, biological process: fatty acid alpha-oxidation.